AUGGCCGCAUACCCAUCCGACGACGAGUUGGCUCAGCUGCAGAAGCUCUCGAGCGACUUCGAGCCAGAGGUAACGGGCCCACUGGUUGGCCAACGCCAAAGCAGCGCUGCCAUCACGACACAAUAUGCCACCGCAGAUCCCGUCUUCCAAGUCAAGACGGCUGCACUGCCUGCCAAAUACGCCUACUUCCGCACCUGUCGCGGCGACGGUCAUUGUGGAUGGCGGGCAAUCGCCUUCACCUACUUUGAGGCCCUAGUGCGUCUGGCCGACGUGAACAAGUUUGCCGAGGAAGAAGCCCGCCUCAACUCGCUGGGCAACCUGCUCGAGCACAUUGGCUACUCGCGCGACAUCUGGAUUGAUUUUGCCGAGGAGGCCUUUGAGCUCUUGCACAAGCUUGCCAACUCGCUACGCAACAUGGAUGGCCAAACUGCCGACAUCCUCCUCAACACCUUCAACAGCAUGGGCGAGUCCAUGGCAAUCAUCACUUACGUCAAGCUCCUCGCAAGUGCCUGGAUACAGACUCACGCAGACAACUUCAGGCAUUUCAUCGACAGUGGCGACGUCAAGGGCUACUGUGCUAACUUCAUUGAACCUACACAAUGCGAAGCCGACAACAUCGGCGUCGCUGCCCUUGCCGAAGCGCUUGUCAAGCCUGCUGGCUUCGGUCUUGAGGUAUGGUAUCUGGACCGCUCACCAGGGGAAGAGAUCAAUCGCAGCUUCUAUCUGGAGCCAACCGAUGCACAUCAUCGACCCAUUGUCGGCGCCCCUAUGCUAAGACUGCUCUACAGACCCGGCCACUACGAUAUCCUUUACAAGGCGGAAGAUGUCCCCCAGGUUCAACACCAGCCCGUCCCGCCACAGCAGCCGCUGCACGUUGCUCUAGCCAACUACACCGACGACUUCCUACCGACUGCAACCAAUGUUGGUGAUGUCAUGAACAUGAUCCCAGGAAUGUAUCCCUCUGGUGUCGGUCUGGGUCAGCGGUGGCCUUCGCUUUCGCUUUCGUACGACUUUAGCCCAACCCCCGCUUCCCUCCCCCAGGUUACUCCUGUCCAGCCAUAUGCCCCAGCGCCAACGCCUGUAACACCAGUUAGCGCCUCUCAUAUGGACUUUGUUACAUCUAUCCACUCUGUCAGCACGAGCCAGUACAACCCGCCAAGUCAUCACAGCAUCCACCUCGAACAACCUCCUGUGUCACUUCCUAUACACCCCCCACCACCCGUGAGCAUCGAAAGGGCAGCUCCCGUAGGUGUUGAGAGGGGUGGUCCUUUCCGGCCUUCAAUGUACGAGCUGGAGCCAGGCUUCGGAUCGUCAAUGCAGGUCCAACAGUUCCAGACGGCUAUAUUCCGCAAUUCACAUUUCAAUACCGCACACUUUAUGAAUCCGGAUUUCUCGCCUGAGCAAUGGAAUCCGGACGGCGAGUACGCUACGGGAAAUAAAGGUCGGCACAAGUCGCACUCUUCCUGA
Messenger RNA from Pyrenophora tritici-repentis Pt-1C-BFP, 1467 nucleotides. RefSeq names its product Peptidase-C65 domain containing protein. Gene Ontology annotation, biological process: protein K48-linked deubiquitination. Gene Ontology annotation, molecular function: ubiquitin binding; cysteine-type deubiquitinase activity. Lineage: Eukaryota; Fungi; Ascomycota; Dothideomycetes; Pleosporales; Pleosporaceae. The record is from RefSeq and is a predicted model, not a curated record. Gene Ontology annotation, cellular component: nucleus.